UUUCCUCGUGAGAAACCACCUCUCUCAUGGGCGUCCAAGUGGUCGUGAAGCGCUCGAAUGGAGACAAGUUGACGGUGGAGGCAGACCUCGAUGGAAGUGUCCUUGCGUUCAAAGUAGAACUGGAGAAGCUCACCGACGUGCCUGCGUCCCAGCAACGUCUCAUCUACAAAGGCAAGGUUCUAAAGGACGAGCUCACGUUGGCAAGCUACGAGGUCGAAGCCGGGCAAACUCUAUACUUUGUUAAGGGUGCUGCGAGUAAACCUCCCGUGGCGACGGCGCCCGCGCCUCCAGUCACCCCUACUCCGCCACCUGCUCCGUCUCCGUUUAGUUUUCCGCCGGUAUCCACAGGCGCUGCUGCCGCGUCGCCGUUCGGUGCUAUGAAUCCGUUUGGUGCACCUGGAACAGGAGGAUGGGGAAUGCCGCCUCCCAACGUUCAAAGCAUGAUGCAAAAUCCUGAAAUGAUGCAGCAAAUGAUGGAGUCGCCGUUGGUCCAGAGCAUGCUGAGCAACCCCGAGAUCAUGCGCGGGAUGAUGCAAGCGAAUCCAGCGAUGCGAACACUGCUCGAGCAACAUCCCGAGCUGAACCACGUGAUGAACGACCCCGAGUUGCUGCGCCGGAGCAUGGAGGCCAUGCGUAACCCUGCCGCGAUGCGCGAAAUGAUGCGCAACCAGGACACGGCACUGCGAAACAUCGAGUCCCAUCCCGAAGGGUUCAACGCCCUGCGCCGCAUGUACACGGAGGUCCAGGAGCCACUUCUUAAUGCGACGUCCUCGAAUGCCGGCAUCGGUGCUUCCAAUCCCGCCUUCGUCAUGCCCGGCGCAGUGGGUGGCACUUCAACGACGACUCCACCGACGACGACCACGGCCCCUCCUGCGACCGCUCCUGCGAACCCGUGGGGAGCUGUAGCAAGUCCAAACAACCCGUGGGCCCAGCCUACUCCUGCAGCCGGCACACCCAACCCAUUUGGCAGUGCGACUCCCUUUGGCGCAUUUGACCCGAACAUGCUCAACAACCCGAUGGUCCAAACCAUGAUGCAGCAGAUGAGCCAAAACCCUGCGUUGCUAAGAAGCAUGAUGGAGAUGAACCCGCAGUUCCAGCAGCUCGACCCUGCCACGAGAGAAAUGAUGCUUAACCCAGACGUGCUUCGCACCAUGAUGAACCCGGCCAACCUCCAAGCGAUGAUGCAAAUGCAGCAAGCGAUGGGCCAGCUCCAAUCGGCGGGCGUGCUUCCCUCUGGUGCAGUAAAUCCAGGGUUUGGUGGGUUUGGAGCGUUCCCUCCGGCGGCUGCCAUGCCGGUCGCCAACCCCGAAGAACUGUACGCAUCGCAGCUGUCCCAACUCGUCGACAUGGGGUUCUCGAAUCGAGAGCAAAACCUUCGUGCGCUGCAGGCCACGUUUGGCAACGUCAACGCCGCUGUCGAUCGAAUCUUGAGUGGGCUAUCGUAGAGUUCCGUCGUAAUACAGCACUCGUUGUGCACCACAACGCACGCGCUGGUGGCGCAGCCGUCGUCAA
Aphanomyces invadans is the source of this 1512-nucleotide messenger RNA. RefSeq lists its product as hypothetical. The record is from RefSeq and is a predicted model, not a curated record. Gene Ontology annotation, cellular component: cytosol. NCBI's taxonomy places the organism in Eukaryota, Oomycota, Saprolegniomycetes, Saprolegniales, Verrucalvaceae. The transcript has a single exon. Gene Ontology annotation, molecular function: polyubiquitin modification-dependent protein binding. Gene Ontology annotation, biological process: ubiquitin-dependent protein catabolic process. The coding region runs from base 27 to 1445 and encodes 472 amino acids.